Molecule: messenger RNA, 528 nt
Organism: Cyclospora cayetanensis
Lineage: Eukaryota; Apicomplexa; Conoidasida; Eucoccidiorida; Eimeriidae
Exons: 2
Coding region: 1-528 (175 amino acids)
Source: RefSeq, a predicted model, not a curated record
AUGGAGCAGUCUGCUUAUCCAUCGCCUUACCCGGCUUACACGGAGACUUACCUCACUCCUGACGGGUAUAAUCAUGGCGGCAACAUGAACAACGGUCUGCAAAUGAACGCCAUGGCGUAUUACGCCGGGGGCCCAGACCCCUCGCUAUCUUGUGCUCCCUCCGUGGGCUCCAUGAUCAGACAAGGCAAUGAAGUAGAAGUCCACAGAUUCGAUCCCACGCCUGUAUACAAUUAUCAGCCGUCCUGCGCUCCCCCGCUCUACCAACCGGCCCCAGCGACCUACGGUUCCAUGUACACGGACCCCAGCAUGCAGACUUUCUCGCAGGCUUUCGAAGGAAACUUUCCUUUCUAUGAUACUCUCGCAAACAGCGGGAUGCCUCAGGGCUAUCAUAUAGCGAUGCAGGGCUUUCCCGAGGCCGUAGAGGCGAGAAAGGCCAUCAAGAAGCAAAUUUCGACGCCCGCUGAAAUGAUCCAGAAAGCUGAACAGAAGAAACCACAGCAGAGAAGAAGACCAAUUGCCUGCUGUUAG